This is a messenger RNA of Schistosoma bovis, 1257 nucleotides long. The record is from the annotation of a GenBank genome assembly. Lineage: Eukaryota; Metazoa; Platyhelminthes; Trematoda; Strigeidida; Schistosomatidae.
AUGGCUCCGAAUGUGAUUGUUAAUUUACCUAUACGUAUUACUGUUAUCAUAGAAGGUCUACUUGGUACAAUAUUCAAUAGUGCAGCGAUAAUUAUUGUUUUCAAAACUCAAUUCGGCUCUAAAUUAACUACAUGUAUGUUGAGAGCUCAACCAAUAUUUGAUUUUUGUGCAUGUUUUUUUACAGCUAUCUAUUAUAUAAUUCAAUGUACUGACCGUUAUAACGAACUGACAGGAUUAUACAUAAUUGAUUUAGUAAUAUGUCAUACAUGGUUUAGAAAUGCCUACUUUUGGUUAUCAUGUACAUUUAGUGUACAAAAUUUAGUUUGCAUAUCAGUGGAUCGAGUGAGCUCUGUUAUAUUUCCUAGAUUAUAUAAAACACAUUCAUGUCAAUUUACGGUUACAUAUUUCGCUUAUAUGAUUUUAAUGUCAUUAUUUCUAUAUAUGCCGGCACCGAUACUUCGUCGUUAUAUGAGUGAUCAUUGUGAAAUGGAUUUUACAUUCACUUGGGUUGAAACAAGUUUAUUUCUUGAUAUUAUGGUAUAUUCAUGGAUUACGUUCGCUUAUUUUAUACCAGUUCUAGUGAUGUUAAUCAGUCAUAUAUGGGUAAUACAUAUUAUUAGAAAAUUUCAUUCAUCUCGCCAUACUUGUAUAUCUCGUAAAAAUGAAUCAACUUCACAUAUUAGGCGUAAAAUAAGUCAGUUAGUUAUAACGACAGCAAUUUUAUCAGGUCAACUCGCAUUACUGCAUUCAUAUGAGUCUAUACGUCAAAUAUUAAUUGCAAAUAAAAUUAUGGUUUAUAACUAUCAAUCAAUAACUGGACAUUUAGGUCCUAUAUUAAUAUUAUUAGGUUGUGUUUUAAAUCCAUGUGUACUUAUACUUACUACAGCUACCAUAAGAAGACGUUUGUCGAUAUCAAUAAGAGUUUUUACAGAAAAGAUGAGUAUUACUGGAAAAAAGGAUAGAUCUUCAAGUUGAUCAAUUCACUAAAUAUCGAUUUAUCACUAUGUUUAAGAUCGGUUACAAUUAAUGUCAUAGAUUAUAAUAGCAACAAGACAAAUAUUUGGUACAAUAAAUGAUACUGAUCUGUACAAUGACUAUCAUUAUUAACAACGAUAAAACCAUAUGCUAUUUUAUUCGUCAAAUAUAUCUUCUUCUAUUAAUACCCAUUCAUUAAUUUAACUCAAUACUGAAGUAUACUGAAAUUUUGAGAUUUCUGACUAUGAAUUUGUACCAAUUCCUAACCAAGUUACAUAGAUA